UGCUCCAUAAAUUCCCUUUACACCAGAGACUGAAGCAUCCCAAUGCAUCAUUUCCCGAGCUCAACCCACCUUCCACAUCAAACUUUCUUCUUGUUCAGGAGUCAGGACAUUAGGGUUUGGUGCUGCUCCUCUAUCUGGCUUUCAACUCAAUCACUCCAAAAGAAGGGCUCUUGAAAUAUUCACAUCUUUCAGAUUGAAGUUUUCAAUUCCAUUUGCAACCCAUUUGCCCAUUUUCUUUGCAAAUCUUGCUACCACUUGAGCUUGUGUUUAAUCUUUUGUUUCUGCGUUCCAUCUGUAAUAGAUUAACAACCAUGAAAUUCCCAUUUCUCAACCAAAUCCCACACAAAUUUGGCUCUAUUUUCCAUUUCAUAGCCUACUAUAUCUGUAUUUCCACUCCAAGAUCUGCUGCCGGUUGUCCCCAACAUACCCAUUAACUGUUGCUGCCACUUGAGCUGGAAAAUCCACUCAACUAAACCCAGGGUUUGUUGCAGCUCUGUUUUCCAUUUCAUGAUUCGUUCUCUCGGGAACUCCUCGCCCUGAUCCAUAUUCACCUCGCCCUCUCUCUUCCGAUGUCCAAAGUUCUUGAAAGCGAAGAUGAAUCUGACUCACGUACCUUCAAGAUCCACACAACCCAUUACUUGUGGCCGACUCUAGCGAAACCCGUCAACCGGUCCGGCGAUUUCAUUGCGCCAAUGAAGCGGUCGGUCCGCCCUCUGAUAAGCAUUCUUCUGCUCGCCGUGUUCGCCGUCACAGUCAGCUUCCGUGCGGUGGUCGGCCGAGGUGCGCGCUCGGGCGCGUUCGGGUUCGACCUGAUCGACGUGUUGGCGCAGACGACGGCGGCGCCGCCAGCGCCUGUUUUCAACUCCACGCUGCUCAGAUACGCGGCGAUUGACAUGGGAGAGGCAAAAGCAAAGCACGAUAUAGAGCAGUUGUUGGAUGGCAACUUUGGUGGCCAGGGCAGGUACCGGACCUUCGCCGCUUGGCGAAGGUUCAAUCACCCUGAAGGCAGAGCGAGGUCCUCCAAUGGAAUACCGUUGUCGCUGCGGUCGCCGCAGAUUUAUCGGUACUGGUUGGAUUUCCGGAGAGUAUUGCAGGAAUGGGCUCGAAGGAAAGCGUUCUUCGAGCCGGAAAUCAUGUCGGAGUUGUUAAGACUAGUGAAGCAUCCCAUUGAUAAGCACAACGGUUUGGUGGGUUCGGACAAACGGUACUCGUCGUGUGCGGUUGUGGGGAACAGUGGGAUUCUCCUGAAGAGUGAUUACGGGGAGCUGAUUGAUAGCCAUGAGUUUGUGAUAAGAUUGAACAAUGCGAGAACAGGGGGCUUCGAGCGCAAUGUGGGGUGGAAGACCAGUGUUUCGUUUGUAAAUAGUAACAUUUUGCAUUUAUGUACGAGGAGGAAAGGGUGUUUUUGCCACCCAUAUGGCGACAAUGUGCCGAUCAUCAUGUACGUUUGUCAGCCGGUGCAUUUCUUGGACUAUACUAUGUGCAAUUCAUCCCACAAGGCUCCUCUGCUCGUCACUGAUCCACGGUUUGAUGUGCUGUGUGCGAGGAUUGUCAAGUAUUACUCCUUGAAACGCUUUGCAGAGGAGACGGGGAAGUCGUUGGAAGAAUGGGGGAAGGUUCACGAUGGGGCUAAUUUCCAUUACUCUUCUGGUAUGCAGGCUGUGAUGCUGGCUUUGGGAGUUUGUGAUAAAGUUAGUCUUUUUGGGUUUGGGAAAUCGGCUUCUGCUAAGCAUCACUAUCAUACCAAUCAGAAAGGAGAGCUUGGACUACAUGACUAUGAGGCAGAGUAUGCUCUGUAUCGAGAUGUGGUUGAGAGGCCGUUGGAAAUACCCUUCAUUUCUGGCAAGUUCAACAUUCCUCCUAUGGUAAUAUACCAAUGAUUUUUUGUGUGUUGAAAUUGGUUGAAUUGUUUGUCAGAUUUGAAUUGUUGUAUUUUUAUGUUGUAAAACCAGUUCUUCCCCAAUGCGAAAGUCAGAGGGGCACAAUUUGUUGAACAUCUCUGUUUCAUAUUCUGACCCUGUACUAUCAAAGGUAGUUUUGGGGUGAUACUACAAAUGUAAAACUUGAAUCCAUGAAUAUGAUUCACGUUUCGGGUUCUUAUCUAUAAUUCAUCAACUUUUUAUACACAAAAGCUACAUCAAUUCACUUGUC
This is a messenger RNA of Corylus avellana, 2151 nucleotides long. RefSeq names its product Glycosyltransferase family 29 (sialyltransferase) family protein. Gene Ontology annotation, molecular function: sialyltransferase activity. The record is from RefSeq and is a predicted model, not a curated record. Lineage: Eukaryota; Viridiplantae; Streptophyta; Magnoliopsida; Fagales; Betulaceae.